UUCCGGAACGUUUCCGGAAAGGAACUUGUUUACAACCGUGACCCUCAAAAUCGUAUUCAAGGCCAAACUUGCGGGGAAGGCCAGCUGACAAGUGUACGCCCCCGUGACGUCACGGGUAAUGUUAAACAGUCGGGCGCCCGGCACAUAGGAAAGCUCGUGAUGACAGCCCCCUGGAUGUAUUCGGGCCUCGGGGAAACCAAUCAAUAGACAACACGGCACGUUGAGGCAGUGGAGGCCUGCUGGCUAGGUCUCCAUGGCAACGAUGUCAAAACAAGGACAGUCGUCGACGGUCGUGGCGCACAGUCGACCGGUAUUUUUGGGCGUGUGCAAGCAUUUACUGCCUAUUUAUUGUUUGUAAAUGUGAACUGACGUGAAGGUUAAAUCGGUAUCCUAAUAUCUGCAAGUCACCAACGGGAGACAAGUCGUCAGCGAAUGAGAGAUGUCUCUUCCUAACGUCGUGCGUGGACGCUGCGUGGUCGUCGGUGACAGCACUGCUGGCAAGACCGCACUGGUUCAAGUGUUUCUUUCCGAUGGCUCCGACUUUCCAAAAAACUACAACAUGACGUUCACCGUGGAGCUCCAUCAGAAGCAGGUGCGGAUACCGGACACGGCCGAGUCGGUCGAGCUGUUCAUCUACGACUGCUCCGGCAAGGACAUCUACCGAGACGUUCUUCAGAGCGUGUUGAAUCCAAACCUUGCUAUCAUCGUCUACGAUGUUACGAACGAGAAGUCGUUUCAGGCUGCAUCAGAAUGGCACAAGUUCAUUCGCGAAACAAAGAAGGACAAAACAACUCUGCCAGGGGUGUUGAUGGGGUGUAAGACGGACCUAACGGAAAGACGCCUCAUCAGUCCCAAGGAGGGGAACGAUCUCGCCAACAAGCUGGGCUUCGUGUACAUGGAAUGUUCUGCCAAAGACAACCAAAACAUCGACGACGCGUUCUUCUAUCUUGCAAACGAGUGGCAUAAGAUGUACUCGAAUGGUGUCAAUGCAACCCUCAACGCUGCUUGAGUCGCAGCGCCGAGGCGAACAGCACUCCCAGCUAUUUGUUUGCGCGCAUCCCUGUUUCGGUCGGCUUCUGUCAAUGUUUGACGGUACUGGAAACAACUUAUGGCCAAUUGGGGGGUGGCCACUUUGCCCCGGCCACUUUGCCGGUUGGACAGUUACAAGAAGACGUGACUGUCGUGUUAAGCCACCGGUUCUUGUUUCUCAAUGCCAAUUGAGAAACGAUCAAGUGUCGGUUUUUACCCAACAACUUUUACAUGAGUCGCCCGAAUUUAAGCAUGCGUUGAGAAUGCGCUUGUAAGUUGUUACCCACGUAUGUAGGUAGAUGGUUCCGUGCAUGAAAUGAUUGACACGAGAUGCGCAAAAUACAGCUGAGGCGAUGGGAUCAAAAGGAAUGCAUAUUUGUUAUACUGUGCUAGUAUCAAAUAAACGAGAUGAUAAU
Messenger RNA from Amphibalanus amphitrite, 1445 nucleotides. Its product is annotated as intraflagellar transport protein 27 homolog. The transcript is spliced from 6 exons. NCBI's taxonomy places the organism in Eukaryota, Metazoa, Arthropoda, Thecostraca, Balanomorpha, Balanidae. The record is from RefSeq and is a predicted model, not a curated record. Gene Ontology annotation, molecular function: GTP binding; GTPase activity. Bases 440 to 1009 code for a protein of 189 amino acids.